CGCCUCCAGUCUCCCCACCGCCAUAAGGCGCUCCAGCCAGCGCAGCUUUCCUCCUCGCAGCCAUGUCCGCCGGCCAAGCUUACAACGAGGAGAAAGGCGGCUCCUCCAGCCUGGGGGAGCCCGAAUAUGGGCACGAUCCGGCCAGUGGAGGGAUCUUCUCCUCGGAUUACAAAAGACAUGACGACUUGAAGGAGAUGCUGGACAGCAACAAGGAUUCUCUGAAGCUCGAGGCCAUGAAGAGGAUUGUAGCAAUGAUUGCACGAGGCAAGAAUGCAUCCGAUCUCUUCCCAGCUGUGGUAAAAAAUGUGGCUUGCAAGAAUAUAGAGGUGAAGAAGCUUGUGUAUGUUUACCUGGUCCGAUACGCGGAGGAACAGCAAGAUUUGGCCCUGCUCUCCAUCUCUACCUUCCAGAGAGGACUCAAGGAUCCCAAUCAGCUGAUCCGAGCCAGCGCUCUCCGCGUCCUCUCCAGCAUCCGUGUGCCCAUUAUUGUGCCCAUCAUGAUGCUAGCCAUCAAGGAGGCGGCUUCUGACAUGUCCCCCUAUGUACGCAAAACGGCGGCUCAUGCCAUCCCCAAGCUGUACAGCCUUGAUUCAGACCAAAAGGACCAGUUAAUAGAGGUCAUCGAAAAGCUUCUGUCAGAUAAGACAACUCUGGUGGCUGGCAGCGUCGUGAUGGCCUUCGAGGAGGUCUGCCCCGAGCGCAUUGACCUCAUCCACAAGAACUACCGCAAGCUGUGCAACCUGCUGAUUGACGUGGAGGAGUGGGGCCAGGUGGUGAUCAUCAACAUGCUGACACGUUAUGCUCGCACCCAGUUCCUCAGCCCCAACCAAAAUGAGUCCCUCCUGGAAGAGAGCUCUGAGAAAGCUUUUUACGGUUCCGAAGAGGAAGACUCCAAGGACGACAAAGCGGAGCCGGCGUCCUUGGUCAAGCGCAAGCCGUACGUCAUGGACCCCGACCACCGCCUGCUCCUGCGCAACACCAAGCCCCUGCUGCAGAGUCGCAACGCUGCGGUAGUGAUGUCCGUUGCUCAGCUCUACUUCCACCUUGCUCCAAAGGCUGAAGUUGGGGUCAUCGCUAAGGCACUGGUGCGUCUCCUCCGGAGCCACAGUGAGGUCCAGUAUGUGGUGCUUCAGAACGUGGCCACCAUGUCAAUCAAGCGCAGGGGAAUGUUUGAACCAUACCUGAAAAGCUUCUACAUCAGAUCCACAGACCCCACCCAGAUCAAGAUCCUCAAGCUGGAAGUUCUGACCAACCUUGCAAACGAGACCAACAUCUCCACCAUCCUGCGUGAGUUCCAGACUUACAUCCGGAGCAUGGAUAAAGACUUCGUGGCAGCCACCAUCCAGGCCAUUGGCCGUUGCGCCACCAACAUUGGAAAAGUGCGUGACACAUGUCUCAAUGGCCUUGUGCAGCUGCUGUCCAACCGAGAUGAGCUGGUUGUGGCUGAGUCUGUUGUUGUCAUUAAGAAACUCCUGCAGAUGCAGCCGUCUCAGCACAGCGAGAUCAUCAAGCACAUGGCAAAGCUGACCGAUAACAUCCAGGUACCCAUGGCUCGUGCCAGCAUCUUAUGGCUGAUUGGCGAGUACUGUGAGCACGUGACCAAGAUUGCCCCAGAUGUGCUGCGUAAGAUGGCCAAGUCCUUCACCAGCGAGGAGGACAUUGUGAAGCUGCAGGUCAUCAACUUGGCAGCUAAGCUUUACCUGACCAACUCCAAGCAGAGCAAGCUGCUGACCCAGUAUGUGCUGAACCUGGCCAAGUACGACCAGAAUUACGACAUCCGGGACCGUGCCCGCUUCAUCCGCCAGCUCAUUGUGCCCACCGAGAAGAGUGGUGCCCUCAACAAGUAUGCCAAGAAGCUCUUCCUGGCCCAAAAGCCCGCCCCAAUCUUGGAGUCCUCUUUCAAAGACCGUGACCACUUCCAGCUGGGCUCGCUUUCGCACCUCCUCAAUGCCAAGGCCGUAGGCUACCAGGAGCUCCCAGACUGGCCCAGCGAAGCUCCUGACCCAUCCGUGCGCAACGUGGAGGAAGAGUCAAUCGGCCCCAUGGAAAGCAACAUUGGGCUGCUGGGCGAGCGGAUAGAGGUUCCAGAAUGGACCAAGUGCACUAGCCGCGAGAAGAGGAAGGAGAAAGUCGAGAAGCCCUUCUAUUCUGAUUCAGAGGGAGAGUCCGGGGCAACAGAAUCUGCUGAUAGUGAGCCUGAGACGGUGAGUGGGUCUGAAAGUGAAAGCGGCAGUGAGAGUGGGUCUGGUUCUGGCAGUGAAGAAGAGGAAGAGGAAGAUGAGGAGGAGGAGGAGGAGGAGGAGAGUGGGGACCAGUUGGAAGAGGAGGAGGACGAAAAGAAGAAGAAGAAGAGAAAGGAGGCUCUAAGGAAAAUAUCCUUAGAGAGUGCUGGAAGUGAGGAGGAUGAGGAGGAAGAGCGGAGCAAGAAAAAGGGGCUGGUCGUGAAAAGGGGCUUAGAAUCCUCAUCUGAGGAGGACAGCCCAUCCGAGGGCAGCUCGUCGGAGUCUGAUUCUGGCUCCGAAGCAGAGGAACCCCACUUGGAGAAGGAAGUGAAAAAGAAAAGGACGCCUCCCAGCAGCAAACCUGCUACAAAAGCCCCCAAGAAAGGGGUAAAGGAGAUUUCCUUGCUUGACCUGGAUGACUUCACACCCCCUCCCCCACAGCCAGUUGCCUCCAGCCCUGCAGUUUCCACCAGCCUAGCGACUGACCUUGAGGGGCUCAACCUGACUGACACUUCUCUAGCGGCUGCUAUGAUCAGUCCUGUGUUUGGUGCAGUGAAGACAUAUGAGCUGCUACAUCGCAUGACGGGAGAGGGGCUGUCUGUCGAGUAUUACUUCAGCCGACAGCCUUUCACCCCUGAUUCCCGUAUGGUGGCUGUGCAGAUCCAGAUCUCCAAUAACACCGCUGCUGAGGUGAAGAACAUCCAUGUGAAUGAGCCCAAGCUGCUCUCAGGCAUGCGUGUCCAGGAGUUCAAGGAGAUUGAGUCUUUGGCACCUGGUGAAACAGUCAGUGUUACUAUGGGCAUAGACUUUUGUGACUCGACCCAGGCAGCCAGCUUCCAGCUCUGCACACACACACGCCAGUUCUAUGUGUCCAUCCAGCCCCCAGUGGGGGAGCUCAUGGCUCCUGUCUUCAUGAGCGAGAAUGAAUUCAAAAAGGAGCAAGAGCAACUGUUAAAGAUGGGUGUGGGGAAGCUAACAGGGAUGAGUGAAAUCACUGAGAAGUUGACUCUACCUGACAAAUGCCAGAGUGACCACGUGAUUGUGCAACAGGUGACAUCUGCAGCCAACGUUAGCCGUGUGCCUUGUGGCUCAGACAAGGAGUACCGGUUUGCCGCCAAGACGGUUAGCAGUGGAAGUCUCAUCCUCAUCAUGCUGGAGAAGAAGGCGGGCAGCGCGGCACAGCUCACUAUCAACAGCGAGAAGAUGUUGAUUAGCACCAUGCUAGUAAAGGACAUUAUCCACUCCUUGACACAGUGACCAGAAUGCUUCCUUCUCUCGUCACACCCACUUUAGUCAUCCAGCUGUCCUUCCUUCCUUCCUGGGCUCAGUCAUCUGUCUCCCUCCACCCAGCUUGUUGUGUCUCCCUGUCCCUAUGUAAAACACAGGUCAAAGCUGAGAUAAGGCAAUGGGAAACAAUCCACAGUAGAAAAUAAGGUGCAGCCUCUGAUGUGGAUAAGAGACACUAGCUCAGCAACCAAUUAGGGGAGCCUUUUGCAACCUGGUGCACACUAGAGUUUUUGGAGCACAACUCCCAAAACCUCUGGAGGGCACCAGGUUACAAAAGGCUGAAACAGGGGUUGUUGGGAUGCUGAAGAUGCCCUGUGACUCUGCCAUCCUUGCUGUGCGGUGAGUCUCCUCCCCGUUUUUCUGUUCUAUGGUUCUAUUUAUUAUUAUGGGCAGAGAUGGU
Messenger RNA from Lacerta agilis (Sand lizard), 3909 nucleotides. RefSeq names its product adaptor related protein complex 3 subunit beta 2 (gene AP3B2). The record is from RefSeq and is a predicted model, not a curated record. Gene Ontology annotation, cellular component: membrane coat; AP-3 adaptor complex. Gene Ontology annotation, biological process: vesicle-mediated transport; intracellular protein transport; anterograde synaptic vesicle transport. The transcript has 29 exons. Bases 63 to 3479 code for a protein of 1138 amino acids. NCBI's taxonomy places the organism in Eukaryota, Metazoa, Chordata, Lepidosauria, Squamata, Lacertidae.